Messenger RNA from Neoarius graeffei (lesser salmon catfish), 1929 nucleotides. It is a transcript of the gene ca9, whose product is annotated as carbonic anhydrase IX. The coding region runs from base 211 to 1338 and encodes 375 amino acids. Gene Ontology annotation, molecular function: carbonate dehydratase activity; zinc ion binding. The transcript is spliced from 12 exons. Gene Ontology annotation, cellular component: plasma membrane. NCBI's taxonomy places the organism in Eukaryota, Metazoa, Chordata, Actinopteri, Siluriformes, Ariidae. The record is from RefSeq and is a predicted model, not a curated record.
GCAGAAUGAGCUCGUGUGAGAGAGAUUGAGCGAUGUCCCAGGCACCAGCUGAUGGCUCCUGAUUGGUGGCUUUCCUGAGGGCAGCCUUUAAAGCUCCGCCCCAGGUGACAGACCUGUGAGUGAGUAAAGCUGAGGCUUUGUGGAUGUGUAUAUAAAGUGUGUGGGUAUGAAGACUGACUUACUAAUAAUCAGAGAAAAGCAAAGAUCAGGAUGCUGUUAGAGCUCUUCAUCACCCUCCUCCUCAUCCACAGUCAGGUGUCAGGGGACACGAGUUCCUCUGAAGAAGAAGAAGAAAAUGUGAGCAGUGAACAUGAGGAUGAGCAUAAAAAAAGUUCAUCCCACGCCGAUCACUGGGGCUAUCAUGAUCAGAGAUCAUGGCACAGUGAUUUCACAGACUGCAGUGGAAAAUCUCAGUCUCCUAUUGAUAUUGUGACUAGAGACGCCAGCUAUGAUGCCAGGCUGCCUGCUAUAAAACUAGAUGGUUAUGAUUUAAGUGGUGACCCUGAACUGACACUAACAAACAAUGGCCACACUUUGCAGCUCCAGUUGCCCAACACCAUGCGCAUAGUAAAAGGAUUUGAACAGGUCUACUUGGCAGCCCAACUGCAUUUCCAUUGGGGGACCAUGGAGGUUCCUGGUUCAGAGCACACCAUUGAUAAUGUUCACUUCCCUGCUGAGCUCCACGUGGUUCAUUAUAAUUCAAAAUAUGGCAGCUUGAAAGAGGCUGAAAACAAACCAGAUGGACUCGCUGUGUUAGGAGCCUUCAUUGGGAUUGGUCUUCAUGAGAAUGAAAACUAUGACAAAAUCCUGUCUGUAAUUAAAGAUGUUAGCUCUGAAGAGUCGGACACCAAGAUCCCCAGUUUUAACAUCCGUUACCUUCUGCCAAACAGUCUGGAGAAGUUUUACAGAUACACUGGGUCUCUAACAACUCCGCCAUGUUACCAGUCCGUGAACUGGACUGUGUUCAAUGACACAAUCACAGUCUCAAGGAAACAGCUUGCUGCUCUGGAGAGGACACUGAAAGCAGGACAGAACCAGAGCUUAAAUGAAAACUUCAGAGCUCCACAAAACAUUAAUGGAAGACGAAUCUUGGCCUCUUUCCCUAUUUUGCAUACUGCACAUGUAGCUGUGUCGUCUGGGACAACUUCCUCAAAAACGAGCUCACAGGACGGACUGUCGAGAGGUGAUAUCUUGGCCAUUGCCUUUGGAGCGUUGUUUGCUAUGACUUUGCUCUUUUUCAUCAUGUACGCUUAUCAACAGCGGCAAAAGCACUCCAAAUUUAACGCCAACUCCAGACAAAACGUUAUCUAUAAACCGGCAACAAAAGAAGAUGUGUAGACCUGCACAUGUGCUUCGAUAUCAAACAAAACGGUCAUAUUUACACUGAAAAAACAUUUCUGGAAUUGCAGUAAAGACAAUGGUGAAUGUUGAAGAGAAAAACAGUAUUUUAACCCCUCCCUUCAACUCCAAGGAGCUGUGGAUGGGUGCAGACUUACACUCCAUGUUCCUGUAACAGAUACUUUUAUUGUUGCUACUAAAUAACAGGAAUUAAAAUGAAUAACAAAAGUUGUAGCAUUAAGGGGUUUUAAAAAAAAAAAAGACGCAUCUUGAUUGAGUUUUUUUAUUCAAAGAGAGAAGAUAUAGUCUUGUUGUCUUACUGAGAAAACAGAUCACUUUUCUGAUGUCUCCCAUUUUUCCUGUAUAUAAAUAGUAUUUUAUUGCUGCAUGUUGGAAUUUGACAUGCCAUCUUAUCAAUUACCUAUUUAUGACCAUUUUCUACAUUGUUUGUGACAUGUUUAAAUGAAGUACCCAAUUAUCUGGUAUCUGAUUGUUCAUACAAUUCAUUCUCUAUGAUGUGCACAACUCCUCAAUGAAUCAAUGACAAAUGUUUUGUGUCAAUCUAUCCAGACAAAUAAAAAUAAAACUUCA